Molecule: messenger RNA, 5650 nt
Organism: Linepithema humile (Argentine ant)
Lineage: Eukaryota; Metazoa; Arthropoda; Insecta; Hymenoptera; Formicidae
Source: RefSeq, a predicted model, not a curated record
UCGGGUCGUGUGUUAUUCCUGCCAAGUGAGGUUUUUGGCGCUUAGCACGGGCGAAAGCGAGACGAACGCGCGCGUCCGUAUAUACGUACCUAGGAAAACUAUUAGCUAAGGUGUGUCGACUGCCGAAACCAACGAUCGAUUUAUCAGUGCUGCGAAAAAGUAAGCGUCGAGAGAAUAUUGCAGUGAAUUCUCUGAAAUCGUCGAGCGUCUUUUUUCGGCGGCGAAUAAUCCGCAAAAAGUACAUUAAAGAAAGUGCAUUAAAGUGUAUGGAAUAAUCUGAAGUACACCGCCGUCAUUCUGUGUACGAAUUCUAAUGCGGAGCGCGUUCGAUCUCAAAGUGAUUUUUGAGUGGCGAUCGGUGAAAAUAGAUUCAGAGGAAGCUUGAUGUUUGCCAUCGUCUGUCAUCGUGAAGAAACUAUAGAUUCGAAGAACGAGGUGAUUUGAGCUGCCGCGGCUUGAGCAAAUCUACGAAGAACAUUUCACAAACUUCAGACCAAUCAAAAGACGACAGACCGUUGCCGGUGCAUCCGCGAUGGAGGACGAACUGCGGUGUCCGAACUGCAAAGAGCUGUUCGUGGAACCGGUGUUGUUGCCGUGCUGGCAUGCAUUAUGUCUAGCAUGUGCGGUGAAUCUGCAGGCGCCGCCGGACUCGCCACCAGAAUCCACUACCGAUUCGGCUAAUGCACCGGGCUCCGAUCAAGAGGCCGAUAAGUUGUCGAUCCUGUCGGAAACCGAUUCCGGCGUUGUGUGCAGCAGUACGUCCACGAGCUCACGGCCCGGCAGCUACGUCGGCACUCCAGGCAAUGGCGGCGGCUUUCCGCCGUCCGGCGGCACUCUUUGCCUCUCGUGUCCUGUUUGCCAAAAAACCGUCUACUUUGACGAGGGUGGCGCCCAUAAUCUACCCAAGUAUCGAGCAAUGCAGCACAUCGUCGAAAAGUAUCAGGAAUCACGGAACGCGCGACUACGGUGUCAAAUGUGCGAAGGGGAGCCACGCGAUGCCACCGUUGCGUGCGAGCAAUGCGAGGUUUUAUAUUGUGACGCCUGCAGAGAGUCCUGUCAUCCGAAGAGGGGCCCAUUGGCAACUCACAAUUUGGGGCCACCGAGAGGCAGCUGGCAAUCAAGCGGAAGCAAAGGAUCUCGAUCCGAAUGUACACCGAUCUGCACCGAUCACAACGGCGAAGCAGUGACUCUCUAUUGCGCCUUGUGCAAAAUUGCGAUAUGCACUCUGUGUCUUCGUGAUCGUCACGCCGCGCAUUCUCAUGAUGUUCUGCCGUUGGCUGCCGCCUGCAAAGCGCAAAAGACGGAGCUGUCGCAGAAUCUGCAGCAGCUGUCAGAGAGGGCCCGCUCGACGACGGAGUUCAUUCAAAGGCUCAAAGGGAUGACGGAUAAAGUGCACGAGGAAUGCGUGACGCUUGAAGAAGAGGUUGAAGAUCGCGUGGCGAAUCUUGUGAGCCUCUUACAGGCGAGAAAAUCGCGACUGAUCGAGGCCGCUCGACAAACCAGAGAGGCCAGGGUGCGCUCAUUGCGAGAUCAAGUGGCGAGGUGCGCCACGCACCUGCAGACCACCACAGCACUACUCACGUUCUGCAUCGAGGCGUUAAAAGAAACCGAUAGCGCGGCCUUCCUGCAAAUCGGUGGCAUGUUGUCAGUUCGAGCGGCGACCGCCGCAGGCUCUUGGGGCGGCGCCGAGGGUGUUCAGGAGAUUGCCCGUCUGCCGUUGCUGGAUCUCACCCUGGACGACAAGCCGCUGCGCCGUGCUAUCGAUCAGCUCACCUUCGUCCAGCUCAAACCACCCGGUGCGCCCUUACUGAUCCCCGAAGAGUGUAGCGCUGAGAACAACAGUGUCACCGUUGCCUGGCAGCCACCACCUGGACACGGAAUUAUGGGCUGCACCGGACAAAGGGGCCCCGCCAUCGAGGGUUAUCUCUUGGAGCUGGACGACGGCUGCGGCGGGGAGUUUAGGGAGGUAUAUUGUGGCCGGGAGACCAUCUGCACAGUUGAUGGGCUACACUUCAACUCGCUGUAUAAUGCCAGGGUGCGGGCGUUCAACAGCGCGGGUGAGGGCGAAUACUCGGAGCUGAUCGGCCUUCAAACUGCAGAGGUGGCGUGGUUUUCGUGGGCUACCGGCGCGGCUGGCGUACCACAGGAGGUGUCUGUAUCCGAGGACGCGAUGAGCGCGUCCUGCGAGGGCUACGAGCAUCGCGUGGUCCUCUCGAGCGUCGGCUUCUCGCGGGGUGUGCACUAUUGGGAGCUGACGAUCGAUCGAUAUCACAGUGACACCGAUCCGGCCUUCGGCAUCGCCCGGGCCGACGUGUCGCGCGAUCAGAUGCUAGGUAAAGACGACAAAGGUUGGAGCAUGUAUAUAGAUCGCCAGCGGUCGUGGUUCAUGCACGGUGGCGGUCACGCUCAGCGGACAGAGGGUGGCGUCCAGCAGGGUUCGACCGUCGGUGUGCUUCUCGAUUUAGACACCACACACACGCUGCGCUUUUUCGUCAACGAUCAACCGCAGGGUGGGAUCGCCUUUCGCGAUCUCUACGGCGUAUUUUAUCCGGCGAUUAGCCUGAAUCGCGGCGUCACGGUGACCUUACAUACAGCCCUGGACGUGCCGCGUCACCUUCUCGCGCUUCACGAGGAGUACAUCAGCGAUAUGGUCCAUAGCUAGGGGUACCUCAACGUCCUUAAGAGGGGUCUGCCGCAGGAGAUUGGCUCGCCCUUAAGCUCAACUGCAUGCGCCAUCGAUAGGUGCAAGGAUUUCGAGUCGGGCCAAUUACUGGAGAAGAUUGUCGAAGAGAGUCCGACGUUGGAGGUUGACGUUAAUUGAUCGAUAGAUUCUCCGAAAACUAGAACUAGUGAUAGUAGUCUAAAUUUUUAUGCUUUUGCUUGAUGCGACGCGCCGUCAAUAGUGCGCUUUGACAUUUUGAUGGUCGUACGUUUCGCGUCAAAACGUUUAAUUGCGCCAGUCUCUAAGUCACAUCUAACGCCAUCGUCAAACUCUUCAUUUCGAAAUUAUUGAAGCUUUCGUCUUAUAAAGCUCAUAAUAUUUUAUCCCUUUUUCAUUAGAAUUAUUUUUUAUCUGUGAUAUAUUUACAUUAACAUUAAUAGAUAGACAUAUGAAAGACAUAUGAGAGAAGCCGUGCAAACCAAUACGUAACAGCGACCGUCAAAAUGUCAAGACGCUGUAAGAUGAUCUUAAUGCGAACUUUGGUUCUUUGGCGAAAUUAUGCGGCGAAACGAAAAUAGUGAUUGAUCUCCUUGGAAUCUCUAAGAGGCAAUAUUCUUUUCAAUUAUUUUGCAAUUAUUUGAAAAUGGUUUACAAAUUAUUUUCAAAAAUAAUGCGGUUUAUUAUAAAUGAGAAUUAAUUGAAAAUUCUCGGACGUAAUUUUAUACAUUUACGAUUAAAAAAUUUAAUAUCCCUGAGGAUAUAUUAAUCUGGAUAAAGUUUGCCUUGCCUCUAUUUGUCUAAAUGUAAGCGAGCUCCGCGAGAAAUAACGAUUCAACAGGUUCAGAAACUUCGGCGAGAAGGUUUCCGAGAGAGGCACAAAUCUUUGGAUUAAUGGUUGACUCUUUAGAUUCGCGAGAAACUGAAACUUGGAAUUAAGAUUCGAAUUCGAAUUCGAAUUGGGACUAGUUUUUCGUCGUUUUUGGCGGCACGACCAAUAUAAUUCCGCCGAACGAGACCACAGGCAAUAUCGAUCAAGUUGAUAUUUACGACACAAGCCACAGUUUAAAAUCACUCGAAGAAAGUGAAGAAUCCUUUAUUUCCAGAGAACCAAUGAGACUGAAAUAAUUCACGCACACGCGACACAUAAACAAUCUCUCCCAUUAGGAGACCGAAGAGGCUAAUAAUAGGAUAACGAUACCUUUUCCGAAAAUUAGCCCGUUUCUAUUUAUACCGCGCGCUGUAAAAGCAAAUCGAAGAAAAUAUCUUUUUCUAUGCUUUUUAAAUAUUUUCUCUCCUGAAGACUCAAUGUAUUGUGCUAAGGAUCGGUGUUUCUGCGGUCAAUCAAUUAAUUUUAACUCUGUCUACAUCGUGUCCGAAUUUACGCUCUAAAAAUGAAUGUAUUUGUCGGAGAAAUUAUCGGACACUUAAGCGAAAGUGGAACGACUUUCGGAAGCAAAGAGACGUCCAUUAGCAAAUAGCCAAGUAUCGUCACCACCAAUUUUGUCGAGGACUGUGUUUGAGUAGAAGCGAUCAAUUGGUCGAGAAAUCGCGUCUAGGUCCACAGAAUUGUUACGAAUAAGGGAAGAAUCUUACGAAAUUCAGGAGUUUGAUGAAGGAAGAAGUGCGGGGAAAAGGUAUCGCUUCGUUUACCUCUCCCGAUACUACUCUACCCGCGGGACAGUGGUUCUUGGAACUUCUUACUUUGGGGAAUAAAAUGGUAGAAACGAGUGCGCCAAGAGCAUCUUGAGAACUGACAGAGAGCAUCGAGAAGGAUCUUGAACCGGCGGCCUUCUUCGGGGGUGGCUCCCGCGAGUAGCCACUAAGGAAACCGAACGGUCUCACCGUCCACGGUGACUUUUCAUCAAUCGCGUAAUUAACUUUUUUAGCACUCUGCCGCCACAUAAUAUGCGUUCAUCUUCGAUGAUCGAACUUUUUAAAGAACGCAUCUGGACUCAGCUUGACUGUAAAGGUAAUAUCUAGAAAAGUUUUUGCGAAUAUUUAUAUCUUUUAUAACGAAACAGUUUUUAAUUUUACGUGAAGGAAACAUUAUUUAAAGGGAUACACUUUUAUAAUUCCUAAAUAUUUGUAAAAAUAGUAUAAUUACGAUUCGUCGAUUCGUCUCGCGGAGAAUGAGAACAACGUAUUUCUUCUAUCCACCGAAUUAAAUUGACCGAGGCAGAAUUUCGCGCCUUCAAUUGAAUUCGGUGCUGAAAUAGUUAAUGACCGAAAUCGCGAGAGCAUUAAGCUUCCGAUCGCACGCUGACGAGGUGCGAUCCACGACGAGAAGUUGGAGGAUCGGUCACGGUAGGGCCGAUAAUUAUCUCAACAGGACGAAGAAUCGAAGCGUUCCGCUCCGGGCGAUUUUUCGUCUUGCUCGCGCGAUCGACACAGAUCGCUCGAUCGUCCACCUAUUAUCCAUAUCGACACACGUAUAAGUGUAAUCGCGUUGUAGGCGUUAAGGCUCCGUAUUAAAGCGUAUAGACAGAUAAGGUGUAUAAAACAGUGCUGCCGCGGCUUUAGUGUACAAUAACGAAUCGAGUAUACGUUUUUUCUAGUCUUUGAUAGAAAUCCGAUCCCAAUAUCUCUUCCCUUUGUUUGCCUACCCUCAUUCCGUCGUUUUAUCUUCCACCUCUUCCCCUCACUCUUCUUCUUUUAUCCCCGUUCCGCGUUCCAUCGCAUUCGUCUAGUUCUUUUUUACGACUUUGUACGACUUUAUAUACAUCUUGAUGAUCAUAAGAACAGGAGGAGACUCGGUUCAUGCGCUCGAUUUCUCGUUGUAUUCCGAUGUAACCAUAACCCGGCAGCGUUAUUUCUGCGCCGGGCAUUGCAUUGUUGCUGCGAGCGCGCGCGCGCGUGCACGCACGCCUUUCAGCGCCAUGUACAUACGUGUAUAUAUACAUAUGACUCUAUAUCGAUUAUAUCGCCGAUGAACUUACCGAUUGUACCAUUUACGACUGUAUCGGAUCAAUAAAACGCAACGAAAACGCC